Molecule: messenger RNA, 1797 nt
Organism: Letharia columbiana
Lineage: Eukaryota; Fungi; Ascomycota; Lecanoromycetes; Lecanorales; Parmeliaceae
Exons: 4
Coding region: 1-1797 (598 amino acids)
Biological process (GO): regulation of DNA-templated transcription
Molecular function (GO): zinc ion binding; DNA-binding transcription factor activity, RNA polymerase II-specific
Source: RefSeq, a predicted model, not a curated record
AUGGUUGGAAUCCCCGGCACUUCCAAAGGCUGCACCACUUGCAGAAGACGGAAAGUCCGCUGCGAUCUCAAGACCCCAUGUUGCGCCCGCUGCACCAAUACUGGAAGGAAGUGUGAGGGAUACGUCAGAGACUGGCGGCAAAGAAUCGCCGAGACGUCUGUCAAACAGACCGCCGAUACCCGUAUCGUCUUCCAGCCCAACGGCGCCAAUGCCUUUGACAAUCAGAUCAUAUCUCUCUUCUGGGAGAGGUACAUCCCCUCCACCGACGAGAGCGUUUCUGAUGGCUCCCCCUGCGGCUGGCUUCAACAAGUCAUAUCUUCCCCCAGCCCGCCAGACACAGACGCCUUGCAGCUGUCGCUCAAGGCGUUGACCAUUACUAGGCUGGGUCGGAUGAAUCAGGACGAUAGGCUGGCUCUGCAAGGGCAAUCGUGCUAUGUUCGUGCCUUGCACCAGCUGCAAAAGGCUCUGAGGUCCGAUCAUGCUGUGGGGCAAGAUGAAACAUUUGCGGCGGGUUACGUCCUGGCACUUCAUGAGCUGUUCGAAUCCGAGUCGCUCGUGACGUCCAUGGAAGCAUGGAGAAAGCACAUGACUGGUUUAGAAGCACUGGUGUCGUUGCGGGGCCCUCAAAAGCAUCGCUCUCCGUUGGGCCGAGCACUCCUGGAGGAGUUCCGUGCUUCAUUGAUGAUAACAUGUCUACAAGACCGUAGAGCAUCCGUCCUAGCGACCCCGAAGUGGCUAGCACAAGACUGGGACGAAACAUCGAACAGCCUCCACCCAUCAAUUUACGACAAAGGCCUCGUCCUAGCCUCUCUCCUGGAGGAAAUAGAUAAGGCGGAUCUCUCAUCCGCCAACGACUCAACCCAGUUCUACUUCCUCCAACGAUGCCUCGGCAUGGACACUGAUCUUGACAUCUGGUACGAAGAGUUCCUCAUCCGGACCCCAUCAUCAUCACACUGGCCGACGCCAACGAUAAUUCGUUCCGACUCCCCCAGCUCAAACCUUGGCCCAAAGGGACAAACCCGGCUCUCUUUUACAAAUCUGUCCAUCGCCAGCACGACAGUCACAUUCUGGGCUCUCAAGAUCACAAUUAGCAACACCAUAGCGACGACAUGCUCCACCAUCCUCUCAUCCAACUCCCGCAGACAAAGUGUCGUAUCCCUCGAUACUGUCGACUCGAUUUCUACCGGUCUCGAUCAGGUACCGGACAACUCCGAUCCGGCUUCGACUCCCGAUGAAGUAACCGCCAAGGCGCAACGGCUAUCGCAUCAGUACAACUUCGUUCAACGUAAAGAUUUUGCGACGCUUAUCGUGCGAUCGAUGCCUUAUUGUUUAAACUUCAACAUGGGCUUGCUAGGACCGCAAAGGGCCUUCUUCGCAUUGCGCACAGCGCUUGGUAUGUUGAGGAGCAACCCGAGUCCGGAGCAGAAAUGGGUCAAAUCGAACCAUAAAAAAUUGGCCGAGAGGUACGUGAGAUCGAUGCGGGAACUUCGCUGCAGCGGCAUAAAUCUUCUUUCCAACAUUCGCUGCUCUUUGCCUAAUGCUCACCAGUAUAACCUUAUCCACGAAUUCUUUCUGGCAACCUACGAUGAGCUUUCGACCAGUAGGCCGUUACGUAUAAAACGGCCGAGCCUCCCCCCCCCGGCGUUUCCGGGUAGACCCGGCGCCACUACCGCCACGACGUCCUGUCCACCGUCCCGAGGGGUACGCCCCCGUCUCAUCAUCUUCCAUCCACACCCCCGGUCGACGCUAACCAGCCCACCAGACCCUCCGGAAUCUAUCUUGCAUCAGCGUAUCUAG